UAGGAAUUGCCUGUGCCGUCACGCUUGGAGCUCUAGCAAUCUUCACAUCUCUAAACCGUCCCUGAUCCAACGAGUCGAGCCAAGUACAAGAACUGAGCUCGGCGAGAUGAUGUCGCCGAAGCCGUCCGCCUCCUCUACUGCGGAAGGUGGAGGAAUUGCUUCAACCUCUCGCUCCGUGCCAACGGCGAGGUCAACACCAUUGCAAGUAAUUCAUAUUUUGGGAAACUUCGUUAGAAUUUGGUCUGUGUACUUGCUAUAUAGCUACCUAUCCAGUAGUGGGGAUUCAAUAGUUGGCUUUAUCUUCAGUUGCCUUGUACUAGCUUCAGUCAUCUUUUUAGUUGUACAGAAGCCUUGGAAAGGUCGGCCUCUGCCCAACUCACAGGUAGUUCCUACAGUUAUCAAUGGCGGAAUUCUGGCAUUAUACUUUGUGCUGUGGGGUAAAGGACUUCUUGCUGGUGGACCACUAGUUGCACUGCUGGCGGAGUAUGCAGGUGCUGUUCUUGGAGUUCUCUCUGCUGCUUUAUAUGGAAGGAAGGUUAAUAUAUGGAAAAAGAUUGGAGGGCUUGCUGGUAUGCUGCUAGCAUACUAUCUGUUAUCAAAUGGUUGGGCUACAAGAACAAAUUCACCACUAUAUAGCUUUGGAAGUGAAUCGCCGGAGAAAGCUACACAAAUUACUGGAAUGAAAGAAAUGGUUGUGCCAAUUACUGCUGGAAUUUUGUCUGCUUUGAGGAGAGUAUUAGCUCGGCGAGUCUCUCUCAAGAAUCAGCUUAAAAGAAGGCUUCAUGCAAUAACGGUUGCUUCUGCUACAUGUUUUCUUUUUCCAUUUGCAAUGUGGGAUACAAUUCUAGGUUCAGCAUCUGACAGCAUAGUCAAACUACAACUUCCAAGCUGGGCAUACUUGAGUACUGUAUUGUUUGGAAUGGUGCUUAUAUUCUAUGUUGACAAUGUUGCCGAGGAAAACUUGCAUCUGGUCUUCUCUUCUCCAAGGCACUUGAUGGUUUCAGCAGGUUGCAUAAUUGUUCUUGAGAUAUUGUACAAAAUGGAUUUCUCCCUUUUGGGCUUUCUGCUUUGUUCUGCGAUUUUAGGAUUUGGUAUUUUGGAAGCAACAUCCCUGGAGAGGUCAAAAAAAAGACCAUUAGAGACACAUGAGCUGUCGAAUGGAUCAUUUCACAAUCAGUUGCCGAUUUCAGCACUUCCAAGGUAGAAUGAGGCUGCGGCAUGUACUAAUAUUAAGGCGAGAGGUUUGAACAUAAAACAGUAGAUACUUGUGAAUUUUGAAUUACCAUUAGCCUUGUCA
This is a messenger RNA of Lolium rigidum, 1297 nucleotides long. RefSeq lists its product as uncharacterized. Lineage: Eukaryota; Viridiplantae; Streptophyta; Magnoliopsida; Poales; Poaceae. Bases 107 to 1204 code for a protein of 365 amino acids. The record is from RefSeq and is a predicted model, not a curated record. The transcript is spliced from 10 exons.